Bursaphelenchus xylophilus (pine wood nematode) is the source of this 777-nucleotide messenger RNA. The record is from the annotation of a GenBank genome assembly. Lineage: Eukaryota; Metazoa; Nematoda; Chromadorea; Rhabditida; Aphelenchoididae.
AUGACUUCCUUUUAUGAGGAUUUGAGGUCCAACCCCGCCAUUUUCUCAUGUUAUCCCUUUUCAGAUCCCAUGGAGAAAUUGGUGAGGAUUGUUCUGGCCGAUGGGACCAUUCUUCAGACCUUUGCAGGUGUGCUGAUGAUCGAGGAUGGAUCGAAAUUCUCGGAAAUGUUGAAAAUGCCAGGACUGGAGAACAAAAAAUUCAUCAGAAUCGAUUGCUCGCAUCGGGAUGCCAGUCUGAUGAGAUAUCUCAUAGAUUUUAUGAGACAUCUCGCCUAUACUGGGAAUCCCUCGACUCUCUCCUGGCCUGAUGAAUUCGAGCAUUGGAACAGUCUGAUUUCCGAGGCUCAGUACUGGGGGAUGGUCGAGCUCGAGGAGCUGUUCCAACAGGCCCAGGCCGAAAGGACCAACACUAUCACAAUCUCUUAUCACGCCGCGUUAAGUGGGGGAACAGGAACCGACGUCAACUUCCGACGAAUCCAUCGUAUUCUAGUGCAUGGACAGGUCUACAUCUGUCGUGAAGUUUUUGGCGAGCAUCUGAAUGAGACCCGAGACGUAAACGUCGACUACAAGAGGUACACCUGCAGAUUCUAUCUAUCUCACGGAUUCUUGGAGCAGGCCUUUGACACCCUUGCACUGCAUCGAUUUCGUCUUGUAGACAGCUCCAGUCACACACCUAGCGGGUCCCCAUACGUCCCCAAGCAGGUGCUGGGCAGCGGUGCGAAGAGCGACAAUCAGUUUUUGCACUAUGCCCAAUAUGUUUUCAUAAGACAAUAUUAA